This is a messenger RNA of Nezara viridula (southern green stink bug), 306 nucleotides long. The record is from the annotation of a GenBank genome assembly. Lineage: Eukaryota; Metazoa; Arthropoda; Insecta; Hemiptera; Pentatomidae.
AUGACCAUUGGGGCUGAAACAAGAAGCCGAAGGAAGGAGUGGGGACAAGACAGCAGCGAUGGUGAUGGGAGGGAGGAAGAAAAAACAUGGGGAGGAUCGGGCGAAGGAGGGGCGGUAUCGAGGAAGGAGGGUAAUUACAGGAGCAACAAAGAGCAGCCUGAUUGGAGCAGGGCACGUACCAAGGACCUCAGGACAAAUUGCCAGGACACUAUCGUCCUUAAUGAAUUUAUUGAAAUUGUGGGGAGCUUCAAGAGAGGUCAUCCAAUCCAGUUCUCAUUCACUGCCAAGCAGCGAAGAAAAGAUUAA